AUGGCGGCAGCCGAUCUGAUGGUGGUCAUCGUUGUUAUUAUAUUACAGAAGAUGAACUAUAUCUAUUUGUUUGCUAACUUCUUGCUCGUAACUCCGGCGUGUACUCUGGUACUUGCUCUGGGUGUCGCAACCAGGGACUGUUCCGUUUGGAUGACGGUGGCUUUCACUUUCGAUCGCUGCGUGGCCAUCUGCUGUGAGAAGCUGCGGAACCGGUAUUGCACCGAGAGAACAGCGACUGUGGUGGUAAUAACAGUGAGUGCAGCGUGUUUUGUCAUGGCCCUACCGUGUUACUUUGCAGUGGAUCGAUGGCGUUGUGUCCUUGUAGUCGACUACUUUACCUCACCCAUUUGGAGAGCCUAUGAGGUAUUUGACAGCAUCAGAACACCGUUAUUACCAAUCAGUUUAAUUUUGCUCUUUAAUAUUUCAACCAUCAAACGGAUCAUGGCGACGAAUAGAGUUCGCCGGGUACUUCGGAAGAACAGUGAAUGUCAGAAAGAUCCAGAGAUUGCAAAUCGUAGGAAAUCAAUGAUUCUGCUGUUCGCACUUUCAGCUAAUUUUAUAUUGUUUUGGAUGCCCUAUGUCGUACAUUCGAUGAACUGGCAACUUGAGAACUAUUUCUACACAGACAGAUAUUUCAGCAAACCACCCUACAUCCUGCAACAAUGUGGGUUUAUGCUGUCUUUUCUCAGCACGUGCACUAACACGUGUAUCUAUGGACUGACGCAGAGAAAAUUCAGGGAGGAACUGAAGAAUGGAGUGAAGUACUUGUUCGUGGCAACGAGGGCGAUGUUCAAAUAA
Molecule: messenger RNA, 798 nt
Organism: Mobula hypostoma (lesser devil ray)
Lineage: Eukaryota; Metazoa; Chordata; Chondrichthyes; Myliobatiformes; Myliobatidae
Product: probable G-protein coupled receptor 139
Exons: 1
Coding region: 1-798 (265 amino acids)
Biological process (GO): phospholipase C-activating G protein-coupled receptor signaling pathway
Cellular component (GO): plasma membrane
Molecular function (GO): G protein-coupled receptor activity
Source: RefSeq, a predicted model, not a curated record